Suillus paluster is the source of this 1584-nucleotide messenger RNA. RefSeq names its product NADP-dependent oxidoreductase domain-containing protein. Lineage: Eukaryota; Fungi; Basidiomycota; Agaricomycetes; Boletales; Suillaceae. The coding region runs from base 426 to 1427 and encodes 333 amino acids. Gene Ontology annotation, cellular component: cytoplasm. The transcript has 11 exons. The record is from RefSeq and is a predicted model, not a curated record.
CCGCCGUUCCCCCCGGCCGUUUUAGGUGCACAACUUAUCAAAGAUGGGCCGACUAUUCUACAAGAGCGAUAAUGAGUCUUGAGCAACUGCGAGCGUUUGAUCGUCAUAGACGCGUACUCGGCCGCCGAAGCGGCCAUCGAUGGGCACUGCGAGGGGAAACGGUAGUGAACGGAGUCAGACUGUCAAUUGGCUGAUAAACUUGGACCAAGCUAUGUACUGAUGGCAUGAUGAACUAACCGCAGUCCUCCGCAGUUGAAACUAUGCAACUGAUCAAUAAUCUCCCUUCCUGCCGCAGACACUGCGUAAUAACUGUUUGUCUCAGUCAGGUUGUCUUUUAAAAGCGGUACAUUUCCUAGACUAUAUAGAGCACUUCAGCUUCCUACGAUCCACCCACUAACAGAUCUAUAUUCCACCUACCACCCAGUAUGACUAUUGCUACUACCUCGCUUGGCGGUACUGCAUCUAACAUCACCAUUGGCAAAGUGGCUGUAUGUAUGCUACUCCUCUUUCUAAAAUGGACACCCAAACCAGUCCCAGACGAACAGUGUUUUGAGGCCAUCAAGGCUGGCGUGGACGCACUUCCACCCGGCACAAAGAUGUUCAUCAACGGAGGGGAAUUCUACGGGCAAAAUUUAUCAACCACGAACCUUGAGAUGAUCGCUAGGUUUUUCGAGAAGUACCCCGACUACGCAGACAAGACUUCUUUUGGCGGAGUACCAGCACCCGAUGGCUCGCCCGCCAACUUGAGACGAAGUGUGGAGCUUAUCAACGAGAAGCUUCGCGGCACCAAGCGCCUUGAUCUGUUCCAGAGCGCACGCGUAGACCCCAAGGUUUCUUUGGAAGAAUCGAUCCGGGCACUGGUUGAGCUCAAGAAGGAAGGUAAACUAGACCAUAUUGGCAUGUCCGAAUGCAGCGCAGAUUCUCUGCGGCGUGGUAAUGCGGUACACCCCAUUGCUGCUGUCGAGAUCGAGGUCAGCCCAUGGGCAUACGAAGAGGAGGGCAAGAAAGUCAUUGCGACCGCUGAGGAGCUGGGAAUUGCUGUGAUCGCGUACUCCCCGCUUGGUCGUGGAUUUUUAACUGGUCAGAUCAAGAGACUUGGGGAUAUUCCGGAGGGAGAUGUCCGCCGCACCCUGCCCCGUUUCCAAGAGGAUAACUUCAAACACAAUUUUGCCAUCGUAGAUGCAUUGACUGCAAUCGCGAAGAGGAAGAACGUGACCUCUGCUCAACUCAGCAUCGCUUGGGUUGCGUCCCUAGGCAAGCAUGUCAUCCCCUUGCCAGGUUCCUCGCAUGCUAAGCGCACUCUCGAGAAUUGUGCUGGAGGAGACGUCGAGUUGUCUGCGGAAGACCUCGAAGAAAUUAACAGUGUUAUUAGCACUGCCGAAGUCAGGGGUGCUAGGUAUCCCCAUCAGGCGCUCCUCUGGGGUUAGAUGGCUUCCUCAUCCUUGAACGUAAAUUGUGAAAUGUGUACUUUUAUUAGCCUUUCGUGAUCAAUAUUUUGAUAUCGCUCAUGCGCAUAUUCCUCGUUGUCCUACUGGCGUUAAGUGGUUCCAAGCAGCAAUUCAUUCACACAUUUGAUACAACGAA